AAUAUUUUGAUCAAAGUCUGGCCACUUUUGUAAGUGUUUUAAUAAAAGAAGAUAAAUUGUUUGAACUUAAAAAGCAAGAUAGAGACGAAGAUAAGCGAAGGGAAGCUCAAAGUUUAAUGUAUGUAGUUAACUAACGAUCUUUUUGUAUAAUAUAGUAGUGGGAGUAAAUUAAUCUAAAAAUCAGUUUGCUUUCAAAGAUACUUUAUAAUAUGUUCCUUUGAUUCAUCGUGAGGGGACAGAAGAACUGUUCUGUCCAUUUAUAAGUGCUAGUCUUGAUCGUGACGGUAUCAGUAUAUUCAAAUCCUUGAAUACUUUACUUCAUUUACUCUAUUGAAGAUGGUACAAAUUGUUGGAAAGUACGAGCAUGAAUCGAGCAAGGGUUUGGAAGAAUACCUUAAAACUGUUGGUGGAGCUGAAAAUCUAGAAGCUUCAAAAUUUUUUAGUCAAGGAAAACCAACGUUUGAAAUCAGUCAUAGUGGUGAUCAUUGGAUUAUUACUGUUUCAAAUGAAGGUAAAAGUUCGACUACUAAAUUUAUCUUAGGAACUCCAUAUGAUGAAACUAUGCCUCAUGGUUUGGUUCUUAAAAGUAUAACCACCCGGGAAGGAGAUAAAUUUAUAACCGUAUCCGAUCUUCCUGAUGGUAAUAAGUCAAUUCGCGUUUAUCAAUUUACUGAUGCUGGUAUCUCUGUUCAUUUAUCGGAGAACAAACAUGGAGUUAAAGCUGAGCGUGUCUAUAAAAGAGUUUAAAUGUGUAUUAUCUACCAAUAUAACGUGAUAUUAUGACAAUAUAAUUUGCAUCAAAAUAAAAAUUAAAAGAAAAAUCAUUAUUUAAAAAA
Messenger RNA from Cotesia glomerata, 836 nucleotides. It is a transcript of the gene Fabp, whose product is annotated as fatty acid-binding protein homolog 6-like. Gene Ontology annotation, molecular function: fatty acid binding. Gene Ontology annotation, biological process: fatty acid transport. Bases 337 to 747 code for a protein of 136 amino acids. The transcript has 3 exons. The record is from RefSeq and is a predicted model, not a curated record. NCBI's taxonomy places the organism in Eukaryota, Metazoa, Arthropoda, Insecta, Hymenoptera, Braconidae. Gene Ontology annotation, cellular component: cytosol; nucleus.